Molecule: messenger RNA, 2436 nt
Organism: Pundamilia nyererei
Lineage: Eukaryota; Metazoa; Chordata; Actinopteri; Cichliformes; Cichlidae
Gene: cnot7
Product: CCR4-NOT transcription complex, subunit 7
Exons: 7
Coding region: 204-1064 (286 amino acids)
Cellular component (GO): CCR4-NOT complex
Molecular function (GO): nucleic acid binding; poly(A)-specific ribonuclease activity
Source: RefSeq, a predicted model, not a curated record
UGACGUUGCUGUGUUACGUGAUGACGUCCAGUUGUAGGCUCAGCUAUGAUGGCAGCCGUAGGUUGACAUCAAUACGAUACUGAAUAUAAAGUAUUUAAAAGUUAGCGGAAACUCCCCCGACACUAUAACGUGGAACAAACUAACAGUUUUCUUAUAGUACACGCUUAAAACACACACCCGCCCGGUUUGGGGAACGUGGCACUAUGCCCGCAGCUACUGUGGAUCACAGCCAAAGAAUAUGUGAGGUUUGGGCCAACAACCUGGAGGAGGAGCUGAAGAGGAUACGACAUGUCAUUCGAAAGUACAACUACAUUGCUAUGGACACGGAGUUUCCAGGUGUUGUAGCCAGACCGAUCGGAGAGUUCAGAAGCAACGCUGACUAUCAGUACCAAUUGCUGCGCUGCAAUGUGGAUUUGCUCAAGAUAAUACAGCUGGGCCUCACAUUUAUGAACGAGCAGGGGGACUACCCACCCGGGACGUCAACGUGGCAGUUCAAUUUUAAGUUUAACCUCACAGAAGAUAUGUAUGCACAGGACUCCAUUGAGCUCCUGACCACUUCAGGGAUUCAGUUCAAGAAGCACGAGGACGAAGGCAUUGAGACGCUUUACUUUGCAGAGUUGCUGAUGACAUCAGGUGUGGUGCUCUGCGACGGAGUCAAGUGGCUGUCUUUUCACAGUGGCUAUGACUUUGGAUACCUGAUUAAGAUUCUGUCCAACGCUAACCUUCCUGAGGAGGAGGUGGACUUCUUUGAGAUUCUUCGCCUGUACUUCCCAGUCAUUUACGAUGUCAAGUACCUCAUGAAGAGCUGUAAAAACCUGAAGGGUGGGCUUCAGGAAGUAGCUGAGCAACUAGAGCUGGAGAGGAUUGGACCACAACAUCAGGCUGGUUCGGACUCUUUGCUCACAGGCAUGGCUUUCUUCAAGAUGAGAGAGAUGUUCUUUGAGGAUCAUAUCGACGAUGCAAAGUACUGUGGUCACUUGUACGGGCUCGGCUCAGGCUCCGCCUAUGUCCAGAACGGAACCGGAAACGCCUAUGAAGAAGAGGCUAACAAGCAGCAGUCGUGACAUCGCUCCGAAACUCUUCCCAUCCUGCACUUCACACCCAAAAUCAGUGCGGCUCUGACGCCAAGCUCCCGAGUGACAAUAAUAAUGGAAGAAGAAAAUAACCUACACGUGCAUCGUUUAGCAAGCUGUUUCUCAAGUUUCUCAUAGGCUCUGCUCACUUUAGACCAAUGAAUAUGAUGGUCCAAAAAAAAAAAGAAUCACCGCUGUCCUCACACAUGCAAACAACUGCAUGUUUGAGUUUAGUCUUUUAUUCCUAAGAGGCAGCGUAGACGGCGUGUGGUCGGUUCAGUUCAAUUUAACAUGCUUAAAAAGGUGGGAUUUUAGUUUUCCUAAAGUGUUCUGUAGAAAUGUUUUGCACUUUAAAGCUCUAACCUGAUUUUAUAAGGAAAGCUGAAAAUGUUUCCGGUGUGUUUGUGUGUCUCUCUGGCCUCUUUGUUGCCUUCUCUAUGUUCCCAUUUCACAUUGUGAACAUGUAAAGCUGUACGAUCACAACUCUCACCACGCUCAGCCUUAAUAAUAACUGCAUUCUUAUCUUUUAACUUUUUAAUUUAUUGGCAUGGACUAGUUGCCCCCAUUUCAACACUAAGUCCACACAGAUUUCCUCUCUGAUAGUUGGGGUGUGUUUACAUGCACUUGAAUCUUGAGGAUUUUUCUAAUCGGUCCCGUUAAUGUUAAGUUUAUAACGACCCGAGUAAGAGCUAAGUCCACUGUAAUAAGCCUUUUAAAGCGGUGCAGACCAUAAAGCAAGUGGAUGCCAUUUCUUUAUUAUCAGUUGGUCAGAAUGGAUGCACACUGGUGUGCGUGUAAACAUCAUGGAUACACAUCACCUCAGCCAACCAACAAAAAUGUGUUGGGAAGAAAAACAGAAUGAAAGCUGUAGGAAGUGCUGAGGUAACCACUGAGUAACCACCAGAGAGUCAGUUUUUGUUUUAAUUUAUAGUUUUAGUGUUGAAAUAAAAGAAGAGGAAAGUUUUACUCGAAGUGACGGUGCUUUUUUAACAAGCGGGAGUUCAUUUGUAGUUCUGACCUUUGAAUUAGACUUUUUGUGCUUUUUGGUUCCCUUCAAGUGUUGCUUUUCCAGUUCAUUCAUGCCGCAUAAAACUGCCGCAUGUACAAAAGAAACAAAAACAAUAAGAAUAAACGCUGUUGUUGAAUAGUAUCCUGAACUUGCAUAGGUGCGUGUUAAAGCGUAGGCUCACGGCUUAUUAACCUCCGGUGACAGAAACUCGACAGCUGAAGCACUUCCCUCUUUCUGCAGUACGUCUUUCUCUCACUGUAACCGAGUCGAAGAAGAAUAUGCAAUAAAAAAGAGGAAUGUUUUUAGAUGAUUUUGUAAAUAAAGGCUUGAAAUUUUUCUACCAUCGUAUCUUUC